UCGAAUUUUUGAACACCGAAUAGAUCUUAAUGGCCGUCGACUUGGUAGAUUUCGAUCCCAACUCAUGGGAAUCUUUGCUCAGCCUAAACACCAACGUAAUUGAAAAUGAAAACCUUAAGCUGCACAAUAACUGUGAUAGAGUCGAACUACCGGCUAUCAUGUGUAUAACUCCAAAAAUAUCCGUGGAAGAUGAGGAACCGUCUUCACCAAAACUGUCCAAUACUUCGGUGGCUUCACACGAAAACAGUACAAGAUCGUCAGACUGUAAAACUAAAGAAGAUCAACAAGCAAAAACUGAAGAAGAGUGUAAAGAAAUUAAGUACAAACUGCGACCGAGAUCAAUUCAGAAGCGGAAAGAACUCGAGAUCAAAAGGCACUGCAAGAAGGAACCAAAGCCUAAACAGAAACCACCGCCGUUAAGCAAAUAUCGCAGGCGUACGGCAAACGCCCGAGAAAGAUAUCGAAUGGAAAAAAUGAAUCAAGCUUUUGAGCAGCUUCGUCAAGCGAUUCCACAGUUUCCUAAUGCGGUGGGGAUGAACAACUCGAAGCUAACAAAAAUCACAACGCUCCGGCUGGCUGUGAAUUACAUCGCUGCCUUGGCUGAUAUUUUACGAAAAACUGACUGUAAUGAUAAAGAACAAACUACAGAGGGGCCAUCACAAGUAGUCGAUUCUACAGACUUGAACCUGGAUAUUGGGAGUGAUGGAUGUGAUUUAACAGUUGAUGAUCUGACUUUUCUAUUAGAUUCUGAUGAAGAUAGUAUGGAGUACACUACUGAUCUUCUAUUUCCAUGA
Messenger RNA from Limulus polyphemus (Atlantic horseshoe crab), 794 nucleotides. RefSeq names its product neurogenin-3-like. Gene Ontology annotation, molecular function: protein dimerization activity. NCBI's taxonomy places the organism in Eukaryota, Metazoa, Arthropoda, Merostomata, Xiphosura, Limulidae. The coding region runs from base 30 to 794 and encodes 254 amino acids. The record is from RefSeq and is a predicted model, not a curated record. The transcript has a single exon.